Messenger RNA from Trachymyrmex cornetzi, 11499 nucleotides. It is a transcript of the gene heph, whose product is annotated as polypyrimidine tract-binding protein 1 heph. Gene Ontology annotation, biological process: mRNA processing. The record is from RefSeq and is a predicted model, not a curated record. The transcript has 15 exons. Lineage: Eukaryota; Metazoa; Arthropoda; Insecta; Hymenoptera; Formicidae. Gene Ontology annotation, cellular component: nucleus. Gene Ontology annotation, molecular function: RNA binding. Bases 438 to 2174 code for a protein of 578 amino acids.
AGUCGUUCGCGGCCGCCGCGAAUCGCAAUCUCUUUCUACAUCCAUCGAGCAAAUCCUGGCUCGCGGAGACGAUCAUCGGCGCUGACGAGACACGUUCCCCCAUCACCACGUAUUUUCAUUCGUACCCGUUCGUCCCGGGUGGUGCGGUGCCCCUGCCCCCGCCUCUGCUGAACGGCAUUAACAACCCGGCGGCAGCAGCGAUCACCCCGGGGCUGGUAGGACAUCUCUUUGGUGCUCAGCAGGCCUGCAACCUCGCCUGCACUUGCUCUUGCAACAUCGUUGCUAACUGCAACCCCCACCAUCAUCAACACCACCAUCAGCAGCAACACCAGCAGCAGCAGCAGCAGCAACAGCAGCAGCAGCAGCAGCAUCAGCAUCACAGGACACUCGGUACCACGGCGGUCCUGCUGCAACCAGUUGAUCAUAUCAAAGACACUAUGGUGAGUGUCCAGGAAUUCCAGUACGCACGCGGGACGGGCGCGUCCCUGACGAUGAGGGGUAGUGACGAGCUUCUAUCGCAAAGCGGGGCAGUCAGCAAUGGUGCUUCAAUGAGUCCGCAACCUCAUCACGCAGCCGACAACAACAAUGACGCCAAGAAGGUUAAGCUCGACAAGAGUCACAGCGGCAAACCUUCCAGAGUCAUUCAUAUCAGGAACAUACCUAACGAGGUGACAGAGGCAGAGAUCAUCCAUCUAGGUCUGCCGUUCGGUCGUGUUACCAAUGUACUUGUUCUCAAGGGCAAGAAUCAGGCAUUUCUUGAAAUGGGGGACGAGAAUGCUGCGGCGACCAUGGUGAACUAUUACGCUACCGGCGUGGCUCAACUCAGAGGCAGAGCAGUCUACGUGCAGUUCAGCAAUCACCGUGAACUCAAGACGGAUCAAACGCACUCCAACAACGCGGUCAGUAGCCCAACAAAUGAUGUCGCCAACACCUCUGAGAAUUCGAACAACCAGGUCGCCAUCGCUGGACAAAAUCAGGUGUCCGGGCCUGGCGAGACUCAGGGGGGACCCAACACCGUACUUCGAGUCAUCGUGGAGCACCUGCUCUAUCCGAUCACUCUCGACAUACUCUAUCAGAUCUUCACACGCUAUGGCAAGGUUCUGAAGAUCGUCACCUUCACAAAGAACAGCUCCUUCCAGGCACUAAUACAGUACGCGGACAUGCUGUCGGCGCAGACCGCUAAAUUCUCGCUCGACGGGCAGAAUGUCUACAACUCUUGCUGCACGCUGCGCAUCGACUACAGCAAGAUGCAAAAUCUGAACGUUAAGUACAAUAACGACAAGUCUCGGGAUUACACUAAUCCGAAUCUUCCGACCGGUGACGCCAGUCUGGAUGCGGCAUCGCUCGCUCUUGGCGGCGAAUUGCUGCUCAUGGGUGCCGGUUCCCAACCGCGUGCCAGAAUACCCGAGUCCAUUGCAGGGGCACCGGGUGUGCUGCCCACGCCCUUUGCGAUGCACGGUCUCGCUUCGCCCUUGGCCGGGCCUUACAACGGCGUACCUCCAGCCGGCGGACUUGCCGGCCUCGGCGGAUUCCCUCUCGGCGCGGCUGGUCUAGGUGUCCGGGUCCAAGGAAGCGCGCAAGCAUCGGCCGUGCUGCUCGUCAGCAAUCUCAACGAGGAGAUGGUCACGCCUGACGCUCUCUUUACCCUGUUUGGCGUUUACGGGGAUGUACAGCGUGUGAAGAUCCUCUACAACAAGAAAGACUCGGCACUAAUACAGAUGGCCGAACCUCAUCAGGCGCUUUUAGCGCUAACCCAUAUGGACAAGUUAAGAGUGUUUGGAAAGCAAAUCAAAGUAAUGCUCAGCAAACACCAAACGGUUCAAUUGCCAAAAGAAGGUCAGCCAGACGCGGGCCUCACGAAAGAUUACACCAACAGCACCCUUCAUCGAUUCAAGAAACCUGGCUCGAAAAACUAUCAGAACAUCUAUCCGCCGAGCUCGACCCUGCAUUUAUCAAACAUUCCGGCUACGGUAGCGGAGGAAGAGAUCAAGGAUGCUUUCACCAAGAACGGCUUCACCGUGAAAGCUUUCAAGUUCUUCCCGAAGGACAGGAAGAUGGCUCUCAUACAAAUGCCUAACAUGGACGAUGCCGUGGCUGCGCUGAUCAAAAUGCACAACUAUCAGCUUAGCGAGUCCAACCACCUCAGAGUGUCGUUCUCCAAGAGCAACAUCUAACAAGAAUCGCCACCGCACGAGCAGCAAUGGUACCAGCCAUACGCCCUAGUUCCCCUUUGGUCACCCGCUUCGGUCUAUGACUGAUGGUCACGUAGUUGGAUCCACUCAGGUGCUCGUCCGUUCCUGCGAGAGUCGCUACGCUGUUGCUGGCCUGCACUGCGCGUGUAACCCAUGCGAGACUGCGUCGUACUCAGACUUUGAAGCAGCACAAGUGGACAGGAGCUACCUCGUCCGAGCGAGCUUAGGAUGUUUUCGAGGCCUUGCCCUUGUUGUUGAGACGUACUAUAUGGCACGCACUUAUUUUCGCAUCCGGUUGAUUUUGACGAUUUGAAGGGUGUUGCUAGGGUGUUUCGAGAUGUACCAGGGCUGCAAGCGCUCAAAUUAAACGAUAAAGAGGCAAAUUCGCGACGGCCUUCUCGAAGGUAGUUUCCGGUGCUGGCUUUCGAGCGUAUUAACGCGACAGUUUCAUAAUUUUAGAAAUAUGUGAGGAAUUUAGAAACAGACAAGGAUCGCGGGAAAGGAAAGGAGAGAGAAAGAGAGAGAAAGAGAAUAACGUGAUUAUUCUUAUGAAAGCCAGGACCGUCACAGGAAGAGAGAAACACAAAGAGAGAAAGUGAGAAAGAGAGAGAGAUAUGCAAAAUAAAACAAAGAGCCUAGCAGCCGGGCAUACAUAGAGAAAGCAUGUGUAAGAGAGGGAAGAGAGAUUAGGAUUAGACGGGAGCGAGGAAACAGCACAGUGGCGAACAGUCCUCGACUCUUGUACAGAGUUAACGCUAGGAAAGAUAAGAUAUAUUAUUAUACAUGUAAAAUUCAUGAUCGCGCGGCCCAAACCGCUACAGUGAUUACGGUUAAGAAUUUUUCAAAGUUACGUGGACACAAGGGCGACCAUCUCGCGAUAAGCGCGCGCGACGGCGUCCGUAUAUCACAGUUCGGAAGUAGGUCUCCGUCGUCAACGUGCUCGUUCGACGAGCGGAUUCGAGGAGAAAAACCAAGUGGGAACAAAUGGACCGCGAGGUAUCUCAAGACGAUCGUCGUACGUUCACGCGUGACGCGACGGCCGACUACCGUGAACCAGCAGCGUUUACCACGAGACAAUCUUCAUUCUUCUGACGACCAAACACACAUGCGACCGAGCGUACUUCUUCGUGGCUUCCGUUCCGUUUCGAGGGCGAGACAUACGAUCGACGAGGCUGACCGAUCGAGUACGACGGGAACGACGUGUUUUAAUUGACCGGGUAUCUAAAUAAGAGAAAAUGGCCAAUGUCACGGGACCUUUUGCAUGCUUACACGAGGUACUACUACUUCGCCGACGAACCGAUCGCCCUCGUUGAUUUUACGUCGCGAGAUUGGCAGCGGCCAAAAUUGGAGAGGAGAGUUGAAAACGGCGGAGCGCCGAAUCGGCCUUCAAAAUUCUUCCCGUAUCCGUUACUUAUCGCGAUUGGUUGAUCCGUUCGUAAGGCGGAAGCGAAGCAAUUAUCAAAGUCGUUCGUUGCGUGCUGAGAGCAAUCCUAAUUGGAAUAUGCUACUCCGAACGUAUCUGGCCCGCUCGAUCUAUGUUUUAUGUUUCUUCGCGGGGCGUAUUUCUCACUCCCGAAGGUACCUGCAGUAUUCUCGACUAUUCGGCGAAGUCGAACGCUUUUUAGGGGAAGAUCGAGCGGUGUCUGAACGUUCAAUGACCGAGGCGAGUUCUCCGCUCCGCAGACCCACGCGACGCGUUUGCGCGCGUCAUCAUACGGUCGUCACAGAUGGCAUUUUUAUAAUUUGUACGUUUCAGUUUGGAGAUAAGUAUUAUAACGCACUCGCACACGUAUCCGCGUCUUUACGAGACCGUACAAUUAUGCAGUUAUACGUACACAGACACAAGAAACACACACACACACACACACACACACACACACACUCAUGCACGCGCCGCGCGCGAAGAUAAAUAUUUCGACCGCCCUCUAAUUUAUACAUACACACGUACACAUACACACAAGUACAUACAGACGCAUAGAUACAACUGAAUGCGCGCAGAUUUCUUAGUUAGAAUAGAUGCUUAGGCAUGUGUUAGGAUCUUAAUCGUAUAGUAAGCGACUAGAUAAGUAAUUGACUAGGAGAGGAAGGAGUGAACCGUUGAACAUAUCGCUAAUUAAAAAGUUUGCAAUGUACGGGGCGCGCGCGGAAAGUUGGUGCCGGUCGUAGCGAAUCAACGAGUGGCACUCAGGAUACCUCGAGGAUGGUUCGUAUCGAUGGACAGUAUUCGAAGAAGAGAGAGGUACUAUCAUGUCUCUGUGCCAACGAUAGAUCCAUCGUUUGACGAGCUUUGAUCCACCCCAUCGAGAGAGUUCCUGAUAUCAAAGCAUUCCUUCAGUAGUCGGCGAUUGUAAGGGUUCCCCGUAAAUACAAGCAAACAUCUCGAGGAAGCAUCGCACAUAUGUAGAUUGGUAUUCGAGCAGGCGAAUCAUCGUUCGAUUAAACGAACCAUUUGCAACGUUGAGUUCUUGUUGGACAAAGCGUUGAAGAGAAAAGCAAAGUAAUAGAACACUAGAAUCGUAUUUACGGGGAUUUAGUAGAACUGUGCAAGAUCGAUUGGGGUGGUUUUCGAGGUGUCUGAGGUGUCCUCGUCGAGAAGCGCGAAACGGAAUUUAGAUCGGGCGUCGCGACGUUGAGAACAAUUGAUUUUGUUUCUGUUAAGAAUAAGAAUCCUGAAGUCCUUAAACGUAACGUGCCGCGCGCGCGCCGGCAAACCCCACGGGUUUCUGUCUAAUCGACGUUCUGUUGGAGUCAAUUAAAUUUUACUGAUAUAACAUAACUGAUCGUAGAGAGAAGUAGGAAAAGGAUUAGUGUGUGUUGGAAGGAGACUGUUAUGCAAAGGCGUAACUGAACGAGCGAGAGGGAGGGAGAGAAAGCGAGAGAGUAAUUGCGCGAGUGCGAGAGAAAGAGAGAAAUGGAGCGAAAGAGUUGUAUUCACGUUGAAUGUAGUGUCGCGCGACUUUGACGGAUAUUGAACUAUAUAAAAGGGUAGGAAAAGGAGUUUCUCCAAGCCGAGAACCGCGCAGCGACCUACAAGGCAGGGGGAAUGACGAAACUGUGAAAAAAAUAAAAUAAAAUAAAGCGAAUGCCGGCUCGGGCAUGAUGUGCUGUUUGUGCCAAAAUAGGCUAGCCGAUAAAACUCUAGAACGGGAUCUCUUGGUGAGCAGUGCGAAUGGGAUAUCCCUGUUCGAUCGCGUGGACGCCGAUCCCCGGGGGUUCUCCUCGUACGAUCGUAAACGUUUCCGCCGGGACCCCCUUCGAUCGGCGGUCUCGCCUUGAUCGAGUACCGACCAAUCAGCUAGUUGUUUAGAGACGUAACGAGUAGCCGGCAUGAGCGAAGGGGCCAGUCUUUGCAUCUAUGAUCUGUGUCUUUCGGACCUCUGAUACUACGUUAUUUACUUGGACUGCAUUUAUACAUUCUUAACCGGACACACGUUCCGAGCACCCGGACUGCAACGUCUGUCAACACGAGAAAUAUUCACGACACUUACACGCGCACAUACACAGACAUACACACGCAAUACAUAUUACUUAAGCAGUACACAAAAAUACACCUCCGCAAUCGCCCACGAAUGUACAUACAGAUUCCAGCGCACGAUCCAGUUUUUAUUUUACCGAAUAUAGUAGUUUCCUUCUCGUUUUAGGUGGCUCGCUUAAUUCGCUGUGUAUUGAUCUAGGAAUUCAAGAAGCGCUUCUCUUACACUACCUACUUUGUUUGUCUCAUUUGGAUCGUUUUUCGUGCGGUACCUUUAAAGUAUCUUGUAGCAGCCCGCGCGCUGACGUUUACACGUUCGUAUCUCCUCGAUUCUUAUCGCAUAUCGCGGAACAUAGCGUGAGAGUGCCACAAGGAGGGAGGAAAAAAAAGAGGAAGAAACUGUGCGGGAGAGCUUUCGUAUAAUCCCUACUUCCGGCACGAAUAUCGUCUAAGCGUACCUGAACAGCUCGCACAGAGAGUGUUACUCGAUUUCCCGAGCUAAUAUAUAUAUAUAUAUAUAUUAUUUAUUACGAUUUAUACAUACAUACGUAUAUAUACACAAACACGCGUGUAUCUUUUUCGCGAAUUGCCAACGUCGAGCACCCACCGUUCACGCCAGGUCGCUAAUUACAUUUUAUUGCUUGCCGGCCGUUUCUUAGCACAUUCCUGUUGACGCGUACAAUACGCAUCCGUACACACCAAUCCACACGGAACACACGAUACACGUGACGAUCCACGUAAGCUCACGCACCCAGCGUUUUGUCCCUGUCUUCGUUUUUUUCUCUCUCGUUUUUUCGAAUUUCUUGCCAUAGAGCCAUGUAAACCCGAACGUUACUUUUUUCUUUCUUUCCUUUUUUUCUUUCAUUAUUCACGCCACUCUAAUGGUGACAAUCAGCUCUUCUGCUCGCAAAAGGAGGAAUUCGGCGCAAGAUUCCUCCAAAGCGUUAUCGCCAAAAAUAACUCGUUUCGAUGAGCGGCACGAGCCGUUCUUUCCAAUGGACUUAUUAUUAGUAGAAAAACGUACCGGAAAACGGGGCAGCUAUGUACGGAACUAUAGAUAUCUACAGGGUGCCCGACGUUAAAUCGCACAUCUAUUCGGUUUACUCUGUCGCCGUUACGACACACGUUAGAUCGGCCUUCCUCCUUUCCGUUCGGACGGUCCUCGCGUGAGUGGCAAAAAUGAAAAGAAGAAAAAAAAAGUGAUGAGGAAGAGGAGGCACCCUGUAGACGGAUAGAUCGACUAUAUCACUAGCUGGGUUGAGGGGGGCCGAGGUGAGGGUUGGAGUAGCCAGCACUCGCUACAUGGUGUCGUAGAUUAUUCAGACUCCGAAAUUUCCCCAGACUCGUCGCGCGAAAAAUCGGCCGGUGGUAGUUUAAUGAGGAUUCACUUUCAUCCCUUCCGCGACGUAAACAUUUUCGCAUAUUCAAUAAGACCUUCGGUAAAGAAUGGUACUGCGGAUGAACGAUAUCGCGCGAAUCAACGGAGAACGCGACGGGAAUCUUCGCGUGAAAGAUAGACACAAUGCAUGGGUAAUAAUCAAAGAAGAAAUGAUUUCCAUCGAGUGAGGAUAUUUAGGAUAAAAUGAGCAUUAGGAUUCAGUCACAGUGACAGCGUUCAGUAGAAAAAAAACAGCUUUACAAUUGUUGUAAGAUUCUUUAAUAUGAUUGAUUUAUACAUUUAGCUCCAGUGAGAGGAACUAAGAGCAAAGUCAAUCAUUAAUUAAAGAAUUUUACAACGGUUGCAAAGCUGCUUUUUCUGCUGUACGUAACCAAUGAAAAGCACAGACAAUAGGAACAAGAAAUAAUAUACAGGUAAUAGAUUCCAACCUAUCAGAAACCUUCAAAGAAAAAACAAAAAAUAUUACCUCUUAUUCAGAAAAAAAACUUAUUCAAAGAGAAAGAAUUCGUUAUAACUUAAUGCAUCUUAAGGUAUUUGAAACAUUGGUCUAUCUAAAGUUAUAUAAAGUAAAAUUCUUAUUUAUUGAUGAUAUCGUUGCGGCCUCUCAAUCUGCGCAUUAAAAUCAUAUCGUUUCGCAUAAGAGUAUCUCGUUUAGCAUGUAAUACCAGCAACAGUGGCGUAACAAUGUAGUAUCAAUGCACAGCAAUUUCUGAUAGAUUGAAAUCUAUUGCCUGCGUUAUUCCCUAUUUCUGUUGCCUGCGUUUUUCAUUGUGUCUGAGUUCUUGACAUUUUCAUUAUCCUGACGCGAGUGUCUGUUUUCUGUCAAGCAAAAUUUUGCAUAUUGAAGAUCGCUCAGUUCAUUGAGGUCGUGAGGACACGGUAGAAAUCGGCAGCGCGGCGACGUCGGUGAGACAUCGCACUCGGACCAAGGAAAUUCGGGGUCUAGUAGAGAGCCACGUUAGUAGAAGCUUAGCCUACACACAGAGGGUAUCCACUAAUCCAUUUAUGUACGCGAAAUAUACAAACAGACAUAUAUACAAACACACGCUCCAGACGCGAGUCGUGCACAUAUACAUGCACACACAGACCCAAACACACACAUACAUUCACGGACUUAUAUCUAUUAUAUAUUUGAUAUAUCGCAUUGUAACAGGUGUGUCCUGUAAAAUGCGGCUACAAUCCGGAUAAUCUAUAUUUUAUUAAUAAGGGAUAAGUCUAUAUAUAGGGUUACUAACGUGUUACGGAUUAUCACAUAAAUUAGAGAAAAGAUUAAUCUAUAUAAAUAUAUAUAUAUAAAUAUAUAUUAUAUAAUGCGCGGCGGAAACUCAAGUACGUAGAACCGGCAAAAAACGGAGAAGGACACGUGACACACGCACAUACACACGCAACGUACAUACAAUACGCAACGUUAACGUGAUUGGAGGUGUGAAAUAUAAAAAAAUAUAUGUAUAUGAUGAGUUUUAAAUGACUAUAUCUGUGCUAUCUUAGGUAUAUCGUUGAGAAAAUUAUCAAGAAUAUGGUCUGCUUGCCUAAUCGGGGCCUUAGGCGUCGUUCAAAUCAAGAAAGGAACGGAUCUAAAACAUGACACGCGUGACGUCGAUGCAACAAGCCGACGGCGUCCCCGUUUUCUCGCGUCAAAUUCUUUUCCCGUUUCAAAGUUAGGGAACAUCGCGACUCGCGAGUGACCUCUUCUAGUAUUGGGAGAAUGAUUUAGAUGUUACGUGGUAACAGGCGGUCAGCAGUAAGAAAAUACUUUGAUGACACCCACAUAGUACGGAUCUCUAAGGAACAUCUAAAGACAUCCAGAAGACGAUCUACUUUCUAAGGACGUUCUCAGGAUGUCCCUCGGAAGUGUGCUAUGUGGGUAAACAUGCGCCAACAUACAUAACACGCACACACACAAACACACAUAUUACACUUUCACUUACAUGGAGAAACUCAGCUCGAAAAAUUAUAAUAAGUAUACAUUAGUUUAUCGCGAGAGGGGAGAAGCAUUUAAAAGACACACAGGGUCUCCAAAGUGCGGACAGUAAUAAAAAUCUUCGGGAUAGAGCGUCGACGGUAAUCCUUACAGAAAUCCAGUAUCGGUCAAUUUAAUAUUGAAAGAUAGUGAUUAAUUAUUUAUUUUGAGUAUUAGAAGCACUGAACACAAUAUUUUUAAUACUCAAAAUAAGUAGUUAAUUACUACCUUCCAGUUUUAAAUUUCUAUAAAGGAGUACAGUAGAUUGUAACCGACGGGUGUUUUACAUAAAGGAUUAGGAGGGUCGAGAUAACGAUCUGUUCAAAUGCCGACAUGAUGUAACAUUAAAAUAACCACAAUUGGAUGACACAAUCUGAAUAUCAAAAGAAGAAACUUGAUCUUUUGUAUCAAAACGCCAACAGUUCGUAUCUCCCUUGCUUGGAUAAGGCUGCUAUCCUUAGAUUCAGCUCUUCUAGAUUGGCACGUUGGUCGUUAUCUCGAUUCUUCGCGCGCGGAUGGGCGGAGGGAAUCCGAAUGCGAGGUUUCUUUUUCUGCAGGUCGCUGGGACACGCGGAUUAUUCGUUGGUGUGCCUGUUGACUGAGUGAUUUCGCGAUUUUCUUGCCUGUUCUUGCUUUCACGAGAGUCACGCCAAUUUAGAUCUCGAGGACGAGACGGUGGAACCGCGGACGAACGAGCUAUCAAUCAACUUUUGUCAAUCAUCAUCUUACCUUCGUUUGCGUUGAAAGGAACGAUUCGACCGCGUUCUUAGGUCUCGAAUUCUCGAUAGGAUUUCUUAUUUUAAGGGGGGAAAUAGCGAAGAGAGGCCUCGAUGAGAUGGAGCCGCUAUCAAAUAUUUCAAGUCGUACCGAGACUGUAUCGCUAUCACUAUUGACAUGCCGAUAUAACCAGGUAUACCGUAAGAGAGAAGGAACGAACAUAGAGACAAACGUACAAUUCAAUGGAGCCUAAUUUUCGAGGUGAUAAAGAGAGAGAAGUAGUGAGACGGAGAGAUCGUUCAGAGCCUCUCGUGACGAGACGACACCUUUGUAGUCGGAAAUGUAUAGGAUAUCCGUUUGUUUUUUUUCUCGAUUAGCGCGCAUACAAAGGACGGCUGAAUUUUAAAAAUACUGAAGAAAAACACACUGUACGUUGUAAGCCAGUGAGAAUUGUAGAAAUUAACUAAGUAGUAGUCGUUAAGACGAUGAGAAGCGUUGCUUAAGGGAAAAAAAGAGAAGAUGGAAGAGAAGCGCGAUCCUGUAACGAGGAACUGUUAGCGUAAAAAGAAAAAAAAAGAAACGUUAGUAGCGUCUUAGAGUCGUGUAGUAGCUCCUUUCUAAUUAAGCCUCCAGAUUUAAGUAAUGUGUAUAGUUAAAUGACAAUCACUCGACUUUCUGUAUCGACAAUUGACGAAGGGAAUCUCGGAAAAGCCGUGAUAAGCUGCCUACGCACCGAACCUCUUUCUUCGUGUUCCCUUCUUUUUCUCGGUCCCCCAUCCCUAUCCCCUGUUCCGCAACGAGACUUUCUCAUGUUCCAAUCGUGGAUUUUCCUUUUUCGAGAGAUUUUCACCGAGCUGGCGGACAACUCGGCGCGAUUUCGCAAGCUAGAAUUGUAAAUAAAAGGAGAUACGAACAUGAAGAUACGUUGAUUUCGUCUCCGGCUCGCGUCGUUAUCAUGACUUAUUUAUCGGAAAGUAUCUAUAGAUUUGUGAUCAGAUCAAUGUUUUUCCCGCAAAAUGAUUAUAAUUGUUGGAAGAACGGUUUAUGUCUUCGAGAUUUUUAUAUCGUGGCCGAUAAAAUAUACUUUUAAUAGAUUGCCUUUUAACGAUAUUUUAGCUACAUUGUUGAGUUUUUUAUUAGUUGGCACAUAAAUGAUGAGAAAUAUUACAAAAGUCGUUUGUGUACAGAUUGAAUAUUAAAAGGGAAUAUUUCGUUCGAUAAAUUGAUAAAAUUUAGAAUGUAUCAUCUCGAAAACGUUUCUCAUCCUUUUUCGCGUUCGAGAAUUUUGUGAAAAAUCUCAGGUUGUAUAUAUACUACUUCUUUAACGUCGCUCCAAGCCUUUCCGAGCAAUCUUGCCAGCUAUUUUUCGCCUGUUUGCAAAAACUUCCAAGCCUAUCGUGACAAGUGUCAACUCCGCCUUUUAGCUCUCGAACUUUCCAAAUUCCGUGCCCAGGAAGAUCCUUGGUUUUCUGCGUAUACCUUCCUUCUUUCCCUCGUCUCACAGUCGUCGUUUGCCGAUCCGAUCAACAGCUGAUGACAAUUCCGCGCGUAGAGUGUGGUUUCGAUCCGAUAAAAAAAGGUAGAAAAAGGAGAUCUCUUAUCCUUUGAUAGAUAUUUAUUCUCUAUUGUCACGGAAAUAAUAUUUGCAAAGCGCAAGCAUGGUUGAUAAAAUCCAGAAUCGUGCGGGAUCGCGUCAUCAGGAGCUCGAUCGUCGGCAAGGCGCUCUCUAAAAGCUGGUAAAUCUUUAAAAAAAAAAAAA